AGGCAUGUGCCAACGAUGAUUUGGAGAAAACGGAAGUCAAGGCCGCCAUUCCAGGGCUGGUAAACCUCCUUCGCAAUGGCAAUCCAGUUGCACAAGAACAAGCAGCUGGUGCCUUGAGGAGUGCCUGUGUGAAUAGUCCACAAAACAAGUUGGAACUGAAUCGUGUGAAUGGAAUCGGUGCAUUGGUGGAGGCGAUAAGAUACGGGACAUUGCCUGUCAAAGAGCAAGCUGGAGCUGCGCUUGCGAAUGCCUGCGCGAAUUGUGUUGAGAAUCAAUCGGCUGCACGACACGCAGGAGCCAUUCAGAUCUUGGUUGAUCAAAUCAGAUCGAAGAUAUCGCCAGAGCUGAUGGAAUGCUGCAUUGUCGCUGUGAGAAAUCUUUGCGUCAAUUCUAGGGAACAUCAAGAAGAGUUACAUCGGUGCAACGGAAUCACGCCACUGCUCGAGCUGCUUCAGGCAGACACCAAACCUCAACUACUUGAGUACGUGGCUGGAGCUCUUGCUAAGUCUUGCACGCUGUGCGAGGACAACAAAGCGACCAUCCGAGUUCAGUUCGGAAUCGAGCCGCUGAAGUGGCUGCUCGAGGACGAGAAAGUGACGAAGGAGUCAAAGAGGCUAAUCCAGCAUAUCUUGCUACUACUUGGCGAACAGUAGGAACUUGCUUUGUACAUAUUGUAGUUAUCAUAUAGCUUCGGAUAAGCGCG
Guillardia theta CCMP2712 is the source of this 703-nucleotide messenger RNA. RefSeq lists its product as hypothetical. The record is from RefSeq and is a predicted model, not a curated record. The transcript is spliced from 4 exons. Bases 348 to 653 code for a protein of 101 amino acids. NCBI's taxonomy places the organism in Eukaryota, Cryptophyceae, Pyrenomonadales, Geminigeraceae.